Messenger RNA from Osmia lignaria (orchard mason bee), 2721 nucleotides. NCBI's taxonomy places the organism in Eukaryota, Metazoa, Arthropoda, Insecta, Hymenoptera, Megachilidae. The record is from RefSeq and is a predicted model, not a curated record.
ACAUACAUAUAUGUAUAUAAAUACUUACACCACGCAAGUUUUUGAAAGCAAACACACUUGUGGAACAGCUGAUCCUUUGAUUGUUAAAUGCAUAGUGUACUUUGCUAUUUACCAAUUAUAGAAAAUUAUAGAACGCUAUUACUUUGGCAUGUAAAAAUUCAUAUUUUUGGAAACAAUUACAGAAAAUUAUUUGCGUGAUAACCGAAGAUGUAUGUUGACGUGUCUCAAUGACGUAAUUUUCUCUUUCUGACACGAAGAGUCGAAUUCUUUGGAAACAUAGUUUAAAAUGAAUUCAGGAAUAUUCUUAUCAAGCUAUUCAAGCUAAAAGUCAGUUCAUAAACAGACGUACAAUCAAAAUAUAGUUGAAAAGAUGAAGCUAAGAAAGGAGUUGAUUUUACUGUUGCUUGUUAUGUCUGUUUCAUCAGAGUCAGAAGUUUCUAAAAAACAAUCAGAUACUUCUGACGAAGAGGCGGAAGAUGAUGUUGGUUUAGAAGAGAAUGCAUUUGAACACUUGCAAGAAUUAAAGGCUUUACAUGAAACCAUUUUAAAGAUGGUACCAGCUUCUGAACCGUAUCUUAACGAUAAGAUUACAAAGAGAAAAGAGGAAGCGGUAAAUGAACCAAAAACAAAAGAGGAAAGUCCCACGAUGAGAAAUGUUUGGAUGAAAGCAAUGAUAACUCAGAUAAAAAAUAUUGAUUUGCCAAAUAAUAAUUUAAGAUUAGAAGAAGAUGAUGCAGAAGUAUGGAGCGAAGAAGAGCAAUUGGAACCUCUUACCGAAGAGACCGAAGAACCACUGACUCCGGAGCAGCAAGAAGCGGAGCAAAUAUUUAGGAAAGCGCAGAGUCUCUUAAAUGCUACACGUUCUAAUAAGGCAGAAGCUUAUGAACUAUUAACAUCUGCUGCAAUUCUUGGACAUCGCGAAUCCAGGUCUAUGUUGGCAUGGGCACAGCUGUUAGGAACUCAGUUUGCACCAACUUUUUCCUGGAUAUCCAGUCAAGAUAUUCCAGCAGCUUAUCAAACCUUUAAAGAACUUGCUGAAACUGGUCUACCCUCUGCUCAUAUGGGUUUGGGCUUUCUGUACGCAACAGGAUUAGGUGGUGUAAAUGCCUCCCAGCCAAAGGCGCUUCUUCAUUACACGGUAGCAGCUCUUGGUGGAGAUACACGGGCACAGAUGGCUUUAGGCUAUCGCCAUUGGGCCGGAGUGACAACACCAGUUUCUUGUGAAAGGGCUUUAGAUUUCUAUCGUAAAGUUGCGAAUAAGGUCGCGGAAGAAGUUUCUCUCAGUGGAGGGCCAGUUGUCCAAAGAGUUAGACUUUUAGAUGAACAAGAGAAUCCAGGGUACAGCUCAGGAAUCUUUGAUCAAGAUCUAAUAGAAUAUUACCAGUUGUUAGCAAAAAAGGGGGAUACACAAGCACAAGUUGGAUUGGGGCAGUUACAUUAUCAGGGCGGAAGAGGUGUUCCUUUGGAUCAUGAAAGAGCAUUACAAUAUUUUCAGCAUGCUGCCGAUGCUGGAAAUGCUGUUGCUAUGGCUUUUCUGGGAAAGAUUUACUUAGAAGGCAGUGAUAUAGUGAAGCAAGAUAACGAAACGGCAUACAAGUAUUUUAAAAAAGCUGCAGAGCUAGGAAAUCCUGUUGGACAAAGUGGUUUAGGUCUUAUGUAUCUUUAUGGGAGAGGAGUUGAAAGAGAUACUGCAAAAGCUCUUCAAUACUUUAACCAAGCUGCAGAGCAGGGAUGGGUUGAUGGGCAACUUCAACUUGGCAAUAUGUAUUUUAGUGGAACCGGAGUAAGGCGUGAUUACAAGUUAGCCAACAAGUAUUUUAAUUUAGCUAGCCAGUCUGGCCAUGUUUUGGCAUUUUAUAACUUGGCACAGAUGCAUGCUACUGGUACUGGCAUGAUGCGUAGUUGUCCAACUGCUGUCGAACUUUUAAAAAAUGUUGCCGAAAGAGGCAAAUGGAGCGAUCAGUUGAUGAUUGCUCAUACGGAUUAUCGGGAAGGUAGAAUUAACGAGGCUUUUGUGAAGUAUGCUCUCCUUGCAGAAAUGGGUUAUGAAGUAGCACAGAGCAAUGCUGCUUUUAUAUUAGAUAAAGGAGAGACUACAAUAUUAUCGGAAGAGGAAGGAUUGGUUAGAGCACUUGCUUUAUGGGCUAGAGCUGCUGCGCAAGGAUACUCUGCUGCUCAAGUGAAAUUGGGGGAUGCUCAUUAUUAUGGCCGUGGAACAAAAAUCGAUUACGAGGCUGCAGCCAGUCAUUAUCGAUUAGCUUCUGAACAACAACACAAUGCACAAGCAAUGUUUAAUUUGGGAUAUAUGCAUGAACGUGGUUUAGGUCUAGCGAGAGAUCGACAUCUAGCUAAACGAUGUUACGAUCUCGCAGCAGAAGCUAGUCCAGAUGCAAGAAUUCCUGUUGCAUUGGCUCUUAUUAAACUCUCUUUCCUCUUUGGUUUGGAUUAUCUUCAAGAGUUUAGCCUUAUCGACCACUUAAAUAAAUGGGACCAGCUUUUGGGCCAGAACUGGGACUUGUAUCUUAUAGGAUUGCUCACUGGCAUGCUCAGUUUAAUUAUUUACUUCCGCAGGCCCCAACCACCACCACCACCACCACCGCCACCGCCUAGGAUUAAUUAGUUCUUUAUUAUUUCUGUUUGAAUCCCUCCCACCCUCUUUUAGAUGAAGUCAAGUUUGUUACCGAUGGUUCAUAAAUACAUGCACAUGCGUGCAUAUUGAUA